This is a messenger RNA of Ylistrum balloti, 1930 nucleotides long. RefSeq lists its product as uncharacterized. The coding region runs from base 7 to 1602 and encodes 531 amino acids. The record is from RefSeq and is a predicted model, not a curated record. The transcript has 9 exons. NCBI's taxonomy places the organism in Eukaryota, Metazoa, Mollusca, Bivalvia, Pectinida, Pectinidae.
CAAACAAUGGAUGCUAAUUCAAUAUUUACAAUCGGAACUAUUAUUCUGAAUGUGGUUGCUGUAUGGGCAGGAACAGUUACUUAUCAUAACGAACGGAUGACAUGGCCGGACGCUGUCAGAUUCUGCCAGAGGUCUGGUGGUGAGUUAGUAAAAGAUAUCAACUCAAUAGAAAUACCGCAGCGUCACGAGAAAGCGUGGGUAGGACGUCGAAUAGAGAGUGACUAUAACUUGAUAGUAUCGAACGGUUGUUUUGAAAUUCCGCCGGAUGCUGAAUUAACGAUUGUUCCCAUACGAAAUGGAUCAUUUGUUGAAUGUUUGGAAGGAUGUCGAAAUUAUACGUUUAUCGGAGUUGAAAAAGGCGAUUAUUAUUGUUUGACAGCGUCGAAAAUAACUAUCAUGCGGAGAGCUUUCUAUUGCGAUUUUAUCAGGAUAGGAAUUUGUCCUUGGUCCAUUCUCCCAGAGCUUUCUUGUGGUGGUACCGGACGAAUGUCAACCUAUCGCUUUACGACGCAAGGCUUUUCUUUGCCGCUUAACUACAUCAACAGGAGAAAUGAAAUGUUGUGUGCAAAAUGGAAGAGAGGUGAUGGUAGAGGCUUGACUUUGACUGGAUGUCAACAGGAAUUGCCAGUUGUUUGUGAAAACGAAGUGUCCAUGAGACCUAUGAACUGGACUAAAGCUUCAAUGAAAUGCUAUGCGAAUAGAACGGACCUACCAACAUGUAGCCAAGAUUCGUUCACCUGUAUGGAAAACAUUUCUCGAAUCACUGGCAGAGACGAAUUUUGGACCCGUGGAUUUGGAUUUGAUAUUGUCGAAUAUGCUUCAAGUUCCCUUCACAUCAAAAGUUCAUCUUUAUGCGGGACAUUUCGAAAGACAGAAGAAUCUGUUACAUAUGUACCAUGUGAAGAAAAGCGUCCGUUUAUAUGUGAACAUUCAACUGUAAAUGUGACGCUGAUAAUAGGGUUGAUUGCCGGGUUGAUUUGUGUGACAACCGUUUUCGUCAUGGGGAUAUUAUUUGUGAAGAGAGCCCAAAGGUCAAGGAAGCUUGAUAUUCUGAAUGCUCUCAAUUACCAGAAAGUUGAAAACUCUUCUAAUGUCGAUUUCGUCAAUAAUGAAUACAUCCCUAAUGAAGAGUCACAGACGGAUACUGCCAGGAUAGACAGUGAUCGCCAUAGGAACACCAACUGUGAUGAAAUUGGACGGAUCGACACAGGAAAUGCUAAUAACAAUAGUUCUCGGGAUGAUCAUGUGAAAAAUGUCGUAACAUCAUCCAAUUCUCAUCAUGAUAAUUACAGUCAUAUGAAAAUAACGAGGUCAAAGGAUAAUAAUGAUCAUAUGACAAAGGCAAGUUCUUCGGCCCAAGUAAAUGAUGAUAAUUACGAUCAUAUGAUAGUAGCAAGUUCUUCGGCCCAAGUAAAUGAUGAUAAUUACAAUCAUAUGAUAGUAGCAAGUUCUUCGGCCCAAGUAAUUGAUGAUGAUAAUUACGAUCAUAUGAUAGUAGCAAGUUCUUCGGCCCAAGUAAUUGAUGAUGAUAAUUACAAUCAUAUGAUAGUAGCAAGUUCUUCGGCCCAAGUAAUUGAUGAUGAUAAUUACGAUCAUAUAUAAAUAGCAAGUUCCUCGUGCAAAAACACUAAAUGAUAAAAGAAGCGAACCGCAAAAAUUCCAGCUUAAACAUCUGAUGUUGAAUACCAUCUUAUCAAGAUACUUUCAAAAUUUUGACAAAGCUGUUGACUUCCUAAAACGAUUUCAGUCUUCUGAUUGUGACAGUAACAAUACAAGUUUGUGCAACAGACAUGCAUGUUGAGUACUACGAUUCCAGUCUGUACUCCAAUAUCUAAAGAGUUAUUGCCAUAUGUUCUAUAUACUACUCCUUAUGUUAUAUUUAAUAUCUUCUGUCUGUUAUCUUUGAUGAAUAUUGUGUGUUGAUUAAGUU